CCCAUGGCUGUGGAGGAGCUGGGCAUCACCUUGUCCAUGGUGGGCCUGGCAGGCACCAUCCUGAUCUGCGCCCUGCCCAUGUGGAAGGUCACAGCGUUCAUCGGCACCCACCUGGUGGUCAUGCAGGUGUUCUGGGAGGGCCUGUGGAUGACCUGUGUGUCUGAAACCACGGGACAGAUGCAGUGUAAGAUCUACGACGCUCUUCUAGACCUGUCCCCUGACCUCCAGGCGGCCCGGGGCCUCAUUGUCAUCAGCAUGGUACUGGGAUGCCUGGCGUUCCUCGUCUUCCUCCUGGGGGCUAGGUGUACCAACUGCCUGAGCCAUCCCAGGGUCAAAGCCUGCAUGGUGCAGGCCGCAGGGGUCACCUUCACCCUGGCUGGGUUAAGCACCAUAGUGGCUGUGUCCUGGACAGCCCAGUCUAUCAUUAGGGACUUCUAUAACCCGCGGGUCCCUGAGGUGCUGAAGGAGAUGGGGGCGGCCAUCUAUGUGGGCUGGGUGACCUCUGGGUUCCUGUUCUGUGGAGGAGGGGUGCUGUGUACCAGAUGUCCUCCAGGGGGGAGAGAGGGCAAGCAUGGUUCCAGCAAUAGGUACACCCUGGCUAGGAUGCCCACUCACACUCACAGCAGCUACACCAUAAAGAACUAUGUGUGAGAGGGGAGUGCUUUAUUUGCCUGUUAACUUCAGGUAAAUCAUGUUGGUAGGUGUUGGCACUCUGAAAAGACAUGUCACAGCAUGUUUUUCCAUCAGAACACUGUAAUUUUGAACAUGUCUGGUCGUUCAGUGUAUUGUCUGACUUUGAUGCCUUUAGAAUUGCCCUGGAACUAUUUGAUACAAGCUUUGGUGGAAGUUAUUAAAAAUAAGAUAAUAUUAGUUAAUUAUUGUUACAAAAUAAGUCUGGCUUAGGUAAUUGUAGAUAUUCAAAUGUUCACUAUCACCAUGAAAGAUGUUUGUUGAGUAAAUAUCUGUUAUUUAAAUAUGAUCACUGAAAAUCAACAGGUUACUGUUAUUGACAGUACAAGUACGUCCACUGAAUGAACCUGAUUGUUUUUACAUCCCUGUGUUGUAAUUCACAUCAUUUCAUUUUUUACAUUCUAUUAAACUGUGGUUAUUACUUGUAAUGUGUUUUUGUAACAUGUUUUUCACAUUUUAUUUUGUGACUAGAAUCUGCAUUAAAAGAAAAUCGAUGCAGCAUUUUAGAGGGGAGCAAAUCAGGUUUUUUGAAUGAUUUGCGAUUU
Molecule: messenger RNA, 1235 nt
Organism: Salmo salar (Atlantic salmon)
Lineage: Eukaryota; Metazoa; Chordata; Actinopteri; Salmoniformes; Salmonidae
Product: claudin-4-like
Cellular component (GO): membrane; bicellular tight junction
Molecular function (GO): structural molecule activity
Source: RefSeq, a predicted model, not a curated record